GUGCAUUGUGGACAGAGGGGCGGGGGUUGGGAAGAUGGCGGCUCCCAGCCUCCUCAACUGGAGGCGGGUUUCCUCCUUCACGGGGCCGGUCCCCCGCGCCCGGCAUGGACACCGCGCGGUGGCCAUCCGGGAGCUGAUGAUCAUCUUUGGAGGGGGCAACGAGGGCAUCGCCGACGAGCUGCACGUCUACAACACGGUUACAAAUCAGUGGUUCCUGCCAGCUGUUAGAGGAGACAUCCCUCCAGGCUGUGCUGCCCAUGGAUUUGUCUGUGAUGGUACCAGAAUAUUAGUAUUUGGGGGAAUGGUUGAAUACGGAAGAUACAGCAAUGAGUUAUAUGAGUUACAAGCAAGUCGUUGGUUAUGGAAAAAAGUGAAACCGUAUCCUCCUCCUUCUGGUUUACCUCCUUGUCCUCGGCUGGGACAUAGCUUCUCUUUAUAUGGUAACAAAUGCUAUUUGUUUGGUGGCCUGGCAAAUGAAAGUGAAGAUUCAAACAAUAAUGUUCCCAGAUAUUUAAAUGAUUUCUAUGAGCUGGAGCUACAGCAUGGUUCUGGUGUUGUGGGUUGGAGCAUUCCAGUGACUAAAGGGAUUGUGCCUUCUCCAAGAGAAUCCCACACAGCUGUUAUAUAUUGCAGAAGAGAUUCAGGAAGUCCUAAAAUGUAUGUUUUUGGUGGAAUGUGUGGUGCUCGCCUUGAUGACCUAUGGCAACUUGACUUAGAAACUAUGUCAUGGUCAAAACCAGAAACUAAAGGGACAGUGCCACUUCCACGAAGCCUUCAUACAGCCAGUGUUAUAGGAAAUAAGAUGUACAUCUUUGGUGGAUGGGUUCCACAUAAGGGGGAAAAUAUUGAGACUUCACCUCAUGAUUGUGAAUGGAGAUGUACCAGUUCAUUUUCUUACUUAAAUCUUGAUACAGCAGAGUGGACCACCCUAGUAUCAGAUUCUCAAGAAGACAAAAAAAAUUCAAGACCAAGACCAAGAGCUGGACACUGUGCUGUUGCAAUUGGCACUCGAUUGUAUUUUUGGAGUGGAAGAGAUGGCUACAAAAAAGCACUGAAUAGUCAAGUUUGCUGCAAGGAUCUUUGGUAUCUUGAUACUGAGAAACCACCGGCACCAUCACAAGUACAACUGAUCAAAGCCACUACCAACUCUUUUCAUGUCAAAUGGGAUGAAGUGCCUACAGUUGAAGGCUAUCUUUUGCAGUUGAAUACAGACUUGCCGUACCAAGCUGUGUCAUCAGAUUCUUCAGCAACACCAAAUAUGCAAGGAGUCAGGAUGGACCCACACAGACAAGGCAGUAAUAGCAUCAUUCCUAACAGUAUCAGUGAUACAAUGAACAGUGCAAAAUCUGAACAUACAGCUAUGAAAGGAACUUCACUGAAAAACAAACCAGAACUCAAAGCAUCAACUGAUUCUAAUGCCACUUUACAUUCAUCUUUGGCAACUAACGCUUCUAAUCAUAACAGUUGUGUGGUGGAUAUGCUAAGGAAAAAUGAAGGUCCUCACACUUCAGUAAAUAUAGGUGUUCUAAGUAGUUGCCUGGACUUAAGAACAGUAAUCCCUGAAACUUCUGUAUCCAGUACUGUUUCCAACGCACAAACUAUGGUAACCCAGCAGACCAUUAAAACUGAAUCAUCCAGUACAAAUGGGGCAGUUGUUAAAGAUGAAACUUCACUAACAACAUUCAGUACCAAAUCUGAAGUUGAUGAAACAUGUGCAUUACCUGCAACUAAGAUCAGCCGUGUAGAGGCACAUGCUGCAGUGAUGCCAUUUUCUAAAGAGACUCCUUCAAAUCCAGUGGCCACAAUGAAAGCAGGAGAACGACAGUGGUGUGAUGUAGGAAUUUUUAAAAAUAAUACAGCUUUGGUGAGCCAGUUUUAUUUGCUGCCAAAAGGGAAGCAAAGCAUCUCAAAGAUAGGAAAUGCAGAUGUACCUGACUACAGUUUACUUAAGAAACAAGAUCUUGUUCCAGGCACAGGAUACAGAUUCAGGGUUGCUGCCAUCAAUGGUUGUGGAAUAGGCCCUUUCAGCAAAAUCAGUGAAUUUAAAACUUGUAUUCCCGGUUUUCCUGGAGCUCCUUCUGCAGUCAGAAUUUCAAAGAAUGUUGAGGGUAUCCAUCUUUCCUGGGAACCUCCAACUUCACCUUCUGGAAAUAUUUUGGAAUAUUCAGCCUACUUGGCUAUCCGCACAGCACAAAUACAAGAUAAUCCAAGUCAGCUUGUGUUUAUGAGGAUUUAUUGUGGUCUAAAGACAUCAUGUAUAGUAACUGCUGGGCAACUUGCAAAUGCACAUAUUGAUUAUACAUCCAGGCCUGCCAUUGUGUUCAGAAUAUCGGCAAAGAAUGAAAAGGGAUAUGGACCAGCUACACAAGUUCGAUGGCUUCAAGGAAAGCCAUGGACAAUUGUCUAACUUUAGAAGAAGCUACCUACAUAUUUAAUAUGUAAGCACAGGGAGCUGCUGGAGGACACAGAGCACCAGCAUUAGAACCUCACUGGAGUCUGUCAGGUCACUGUUGUCACCUCUAAGCUUACAGGACAAAGGAUUCUUACACUACUGGAAAACAAGAUGACAUUGGCACACCUUCUUUCCAAGUUUCCCAGUUAUAGUUGGGAGUCCUUAUACUUAUAUAUUUCUGUAACUCAGAAAAAGACUUUUUAAAAAUCAUGCCUGGAAAAACAUGAACUACAACAUUCUGGGGAGAGACAAUUCUAUAAACCGAAUGAUGAAGGAAAAAGCUAUACCAGCCUCCUUAUUCAAAAUAGAUCUCUAUAUCUUCUAUUUCUAUAACUAUAUAAGGUAGCAUCUAGUGUUUGUUUUUGAGCAUAGAGUAACUUUGUCCGCUAGUAAGUCAUGGUCCAAGAAAUGUCCACCUCUGACCAAGAGGAUUAUCCAUUCCUCCUCUGAAAAGAUAGACUGGAAGUUCCCUACAAGCUUGAGAAAAGCUCCCUCCCUAUUUCUCUGUUUCUUAUUGGAGAAGGAGGACAAAGCUACAGGUAUAAUAAUUACAUCCGAUUUAAUUAUUAUACCUGACAAAGCUACAGGUAUAAUAAUUACAUCCGAUUUAACAAAGUUGUGGGUGUGCCACUUAAGGCAGCGUAGCAUGUAAGAGGGGGGCAGGGCUCUGGAGGUCCAGCCAACUGCUUGAUCCGAAAUCAUCCUGCUGCCAGUUGCAGUUUAGCACCUCCUGGUGGCAUUGUCCAUUCCAGCUUACAUAUGGGUAAGAUUUUGGGUCUUUUGUAACACGCAGCCUAGGAUUUUUAAAAUAGUACAACGAUGUCUGGAAUUUUCUGAAUGUUUGGAACCUAGUUGAAGAGAUUGGACCUGAAGGAUACACUGUCUGCUCUCCAUUUCCUGAGAAUGUAUUGCCAGCCAUUUGCUGCCGGGCCUAGUCUGCCUCUUGCACCACCUCCCUAACCCAAGAUAAUAACUUUAGCCUGCCUUGUUGGGUACGAGGGAUGGAUCCAAUGUUUCAAGAUCUUUUUUUUCAAAUUUCUAAAUUGUAUACCAAAAUGUAUAGCUAAUCCCCUGAAUCAGGUGAAAAUGUACCUUAACUGUGCCUUGUUUAAUUUGCAAAAUGGCACUGCUGGUGAAGACCCUGGCAAAGAUAUGAUUGCAAAAUUGUUAUGACACUUGUGACCAACCUGGGCACAUGUUAUUGACCAAUGUGGAGAAACAGUCAGUACCCACCAAGCACUUUCUGUAUUUUUGGAUUGCUUAACACGUAGAUGCACUAUUAGGAGAAUGUGCCAAAGGGAAUUUGUACUUUUGAAAGUCAACAGAAUUCAGUAAAGAGGCAGUGCCUCAGUUUAUUUUGUGAUUUGUAUCACCUAUCAUUUCAUUCUCCGCUUUAUACAAAUAAUUAUAUACCCAAUGAACAACAUAACCAACUAACCAGAAUCAUGCCAGUGGCUGAACCAACUUGGCAGAGCAGUGCUAUAAUACUGCCAUCUCGUUAGAUCCUAGCUCUCUGGGAACCUAGUUAACGUCUGUGAAGAACAGCCCAUAUUCAUUCCUUUUUUCAUAUUACUAUGUACUUCUUCCCCACCAGUUACAAUAAUUGCCUGAUAUGCAAUGCAGAACAGUGGCUGAAAUAAUCGGAUGUUCCCUCUCUUUGUUGAUGAAGUUAUAUCCCGUAACCUUAUAUCCUUUUUCUUUUACGAUGUUUGUUGAGAAUAAAUAAAAUGAUCCCACAUGUGCUCAAUCUUCAGCUUAAGAACUAGAAUACCCUCAGAUGUGUAGAAUUACCCCACUCUGUCUUCCCUCCCCACAUACCACAUGAGGUAAACAUUAUUCUGGAUUUUUGGGUAAAAUUCCCAUGUUUUUAUUUAUGGCCCUGCCAUCUAUAUUAUGUAUCCCUAAUAAUAUAUUAUUUAGAUUUACCUGUUUUUGAACUUUUAUGUAAAUGGUAUCGUGCUGUAUGUAUUCUUCUGUGACUUUUUUCUGACACUGUUUUUGAGAUUCUUAUCCAUGUUUAUGCAUGUAAGUGUAUUUCAUCUGUUUUUCACUACUGUAUAGUAUUCCAUUAUAUGACUAUACCACAAUUUAUCUAUUCCUCUGUCCAUGGAGAUGUGGAUUGUUUUCAGUUUUUGGCUAUUCUGAAUGAUGCUGCUAGUGAGCAUUCUGCCAGUUACAAUGUAAGCUCCGUGUGGGCAGGGAUUUUGUCUUUUUUGUGUGAUUUUGUCUGUUUAACACAUUCACAAUGUCUAGAACAAUGCUGGUACAUGGUAGAUGCUUAAUAAAUAUUUGAGGAAUGAGUGAAUUCUUGUACAUGUCUCCUGGUGCACACGUGCAAGAGUUCUCUAGGGCAGUUGUUUUCAAAGUAUGGUCGAGGGACUCUUGAGGUCCCUGAGACCCCUUCAGGGGAGUCUGUGAGGGCAAAAGCGUUUUCAUAAGAAUACUAAGACGCUAUUUGUCCUCUUCACUCUCAUUUUUCACUUUUAAAUGUUUUCCAGAUAUAUGAUGACAUCAUCACUCUGACAGCUUAUCAAGUGUGUACCUAUAUAUUUUUGUUUUGAAAAUGCCUGUUUUAAUUUCUAAUAUGGUAAAUUUUGAUAACUAUAACCCACAUGAACAACAGCUCUUUGAGGUCCUCAAUAAUUUUUAAGGAUGUAAAGAGGUUCUGGACCAAAAAUUUGAGAACUGAUGCUCUAAGAAGCAGGUUUUACUUAGUCAUACUGAACUGUUUUCUACAGCAUUUGUACCAGUUAAGCUCCCACUGGCAGUGGUUGUGUGUCAUUGCAAACACUUAUAUCUUAGCAAACUCUUAAUCUUGACUAUCUUUUAUAUUUGUCAAUUGGAUGGCAAUUGUAUAGUAUCUUACUGUGGGUUUAAUUUGCUUUUCCCUGAUUACUAAUGAAACUGAGUGUUUUUUCGUACAUGAAUGUGUUUCCUCUUCUGUGAAAUACCUAUUCAUGUCUUUUUUGCCCAUUUUUCUAUUGGGUGUGUGUCUUUUUUUUCAUUGAUUCAUAUGAUUUCUUUAUAUAUUCUGGAUGCCAGUCCUUUGUCAGUUAAACAUGUUGUAUGUAUUUUCUCCCAGUUUGUGUAUUAUCUUUUGUGAUUGUAUUGAAUUUAUUGAUUAGCUUGGAGAAAAUUGAUAUCUUUUCAAUAAUGAGUCUUCCCAUCCAAAAACACUGUGUAUUUAUCCAUUUGGUUUUCUUUUAAUAUCUGUCAAUAAACUUUAACAAU
Molecule: messenger RNA, 5683 nt
Organism: Globicephala melas (long-finned pilot whale)
Lineage: Eukaryota; Metazoa; Chordata; Mammalia; Artiodactyla; Delphinidae
Gene: HCFC2
Product: host cell factor C2
Biological process (GO): regulation of DNA-templated transcription; chromatin remodeling
Cellular component (GO): histone methyltransferase complex
Molecular function (GO): protein binding; transcription coactivator activity
Source: RefSeq, a predicted model, not a curated record